Molecule: messenger RNA, 2774 nt
Organism: Rattus rattus (black rat)
Lineage: Eukaryota; Metazoa; Chordata; Mammalia; Rodentia; Muridae
Gene: Lmbr1
Product: limb development membrane protein 1
Exons: 17
Coding region: 201-1673 (490 amino acids)
Biological process (GO): signal transduction
Molecular function (GO): transmembrane signaling receptor activity
Source: RefSeq, a predicted model, not a curated record
GCCCCGCCCAGGCUGUGGCCAUUCCCCGCCUCCCUUAUUCUGAACUGCUUCUCUCUGAGCUGAGGCGGCGUUUUCUGAGCCUGCUGCGGUCUAGGUAGUGUUCCGGUCCGGCCACGAGAGACUGUGUAGCCCCGGCGCCGCGGGCAAUGGUGCGGCGGAGCGCGCGGACGCGGGCGGCCCUGCGGCGGGCAUGAAGGAGGAUGGAAGGGCAGGACGAGGUGUCGGCGCGGGAGCAGCACUUCCACAGCCAAGUGCGAGAGUCCACGAUAUGUUUUCUUCUUUUUGCCAUUCUCUACGUCCUUUCUUACUUCAUCAUUACAAGAUACAAGAGAAAAUCAGAUGAACAAGAAGAUGAGGAUGCUGUAGUCAACAGGAUAUCGUUGUUUCUGAGCACCUUUACUCUAGCGGUUUCAGCUGGUGCUGUUUUGCUUUUGCCCUUCUCCAUCAUCAGCAAUGAGAUCCUGCUUGCUUUUCCUCAAAACUACUACAUUCAGUGGUUGAAUGGCUCCUUGAUCCAUGGUUUGUGGAAUCUUGCGUCUUUAUUUUCCAACCUUUGUUUAUUUGUGUUGAUGCCCUUUGCCUUUUUCUUUCUGGAAUCAGAAGGUUUUGCAGGCCUGAAAAAGGGAAUCCGAGCCCGCAUUUUGGAAACUCUGGUCAUGCUGCUGCUGCUUGCGUUGCUGAUUCUUGGGAUAGUGUGGGUGGCUUCCGCCCUGAUUGACAGUGAUGCUGCCAGUAUGGAGUCUUUAUAUGAUCUCUGGGAAUUCUACCUGCCCUAUUUGUAUUCUUGCAUUUCACUGAUGGGAUGCUUGCUGCUUCUCUUGUGUACCCCAGUUGGCCUGUCCCGUAUGUUCACAGUGAUGGGCCAGUUGCUGGUGAAGCCUGCGAUUCUUGAAGACCUGGAUGAACAAAUUUAUAUGAUUACUCUAGAAGAAGAAGCGCUCCAGAGAAGACUACACGGGCUGUCUUCAUCGGCGGAAUAUAAUAUAAUGGAAUUGGAGCAAGAACUUGAGAAUGUAAAGACCCUUAAGACAAAAUUAGAGAGGCGGAAAAAAGCUUCAGCAUGGGAGAGAAAUUUGGUGUAUCCUGCUGUUAUGGUUCUCCUCCUUAUUGAAACAUCCAUUUCAGUCCUCCUGGUGGCGUGUAAUAUUCUUUGCCUGCUGGUUGAUGAGACUGCAAUGCCAAAGGGAACAAGGGGCCCUGGCAUAGGAAGCGCCUCUCUCUCCACUUUUGGCUUUGUGGGAGCUGCACUUGAAAUCAUUCUGAUUUUCUAUCUCAUGGUAUCUUCUGUUGUUGGUUUCUAUAGCCUCAGAGUUUUUGGAAACUUUACACCCAAGAAGGAUGACACAACCAUGACAAAGAUCAUUGGGAAUUGUGUGUCAAUUUUAGUCUUGAGCUCUGCUUUGCCUGUGAUGUCAAGAACACUGGGGAUCACUAGAUUUGAUCUACUUGGAGACUUUGGAAGAUUUAAUUGGCUGGGAAAUUUCUAUAUUGUAUUAUCCUACAAUUUACUCUUUGCUAUUGUGACAACGUUGUGUUUGAUCAGGAAAUUCACAUCAGCUGUACGAGAAGAACUUUUCAAGGCCCUAGGACUUCACAAACUUCACUUGUCUGAUACCUCAAGGGAUUCAGAAACUACAAAGCCUUCUGCAAACGGGCAUCAGAAAGCACUGUGAGACCUGACUGCCUCAGUAGCACUCUAUAGCAAGACCUGACAACUCCAGAUCCAUGACAUUCCCAUAGACACUGGUCACUCUGGUGGGCCUGGGCCAACCCGCCAGUGCCCCUUCUCAUAAGCACUGACAACUUGGCACUGCUUAUCUGUGUCUCCUUUGAGUUUCCUGAUUGACUUUAUAGCUUUUGGUUAAACCUGAGUCCUAGAGACUGAGGAAAAGCUGUGUGUCUACAGCAGGAGCCAUCAGGAUGCGAGGUGUAAUGUGCCAAGAGGCAGACUUGGACUUCUUACGUUUUGAGAAGUUUGGUUCUGCAGGCAGAAGCCCGCCUGAAAGUCAUCUGGUACCCAAAGCAUCUCAGGUGGUCAGAAACUGCUGUACUAGUAACAAACUAACUACAUUUUUUAUUUCCUUAAAAAAAACCAAAAGCAGAUUUUCUGAUUCAUGUUACAGAAUCUUCAUUAGACUUUGAGCCAGUGGAAAAUACUAGAUUCUUUUCACACCUGAGCCUUGGUGGGCAGCCCCAGGACUGUCUUUGUGGUAAGCUGCAGUCUGAAGCAUGUGAUUGUAGAUUUGAACAGUGUAUGUCUGUGUACCUGAUAAUACUUUUCCUAGCACAGUGCCAGUGUUGUACACAUGUGUAACUUAGACUUUGCCUUAUAGGCUGUAUGUACAUUCACUUUUUAAAACCCUUUUUCAAAAACUACUCCACUCUGUGCUUGUUGUGCCUGUGAAACCCAAAGAUAGAAAUUGCUGCUGCUGCUUCGUGUCCCUCAGGCCUUGGUGACUUUCAUAUACACCACCUUAAGUCUCCACCUCAGGAAGGUUACCAGUGUGAUACCUGGAACUUAAAGGUUGGGUUCUCCACGAAAGGGCAGGUGAAGUGUAAUAUGAGUCCUUAACUAUUCAGUUGUUUAGUUUAAUUGUUAACAGAGAUGGUUUUUCAACUCCUGAGUCUACUGAUUAAAAAGAAAUGAGCACAUGCUGCUGUUGUUUCUAGGUAGCACAUAUUUCACAGGAAUAUAGUGAUGCUCACAUGCAGUGUAUGGAUGACAGAACAGGCUUUGUGUUCAGAAAAAAAAGUAAAGCAUUUUUUUUUCAAAU